This is a messenger RNA of Nematolebias whitei (Rio pearlfish), 471 nucleotides long. RefSeq names its product ribosomal protein L30 (gene rpl30). The record is from RefSeq and is a predicted model, not a curated record. Gene Ontology annotation, cellular component: cytosolic large ribosomal subunit. The coding region runs from base 74 to 424 and encodes 116 amino acids. The transcript is spliced from 5 exons. Gene Ontology annotation, molecular function: structural constituent of ribosome; RNA binding. Lineage: Eukaryota; Metazoa; Chordata; Actinopteri; Cyprinodontiformes; Rivulidae.
AUGGGACUUCCUUUCUCUCCGAGGCCAUAUUGGAGUUAGCUCACAGUUGGCCUGUUCGGACUAAACCGCAAACAUGGUGGCCGCUAAGAAGACGAAAAAGUCCAUGGAGUCUAUAAACUCUCGUCUCCAACUGGUGAUGAAAAGCGGGAAGUACGUCUUGGGCUACAAGCAGUCCCAGAAGAUGAUCCGUCAGGGAAAAGCCAAGCUGGUUAUCCUGGCCAACAACUGCCCUGCCCUCAGGAAAUCUGAGAUUGAGUACUACGCUAUGCUGGCCAAGACCGGUGUCCACCAUUACAGUGGAAACAACAUUGAGCUGGGUACAGCCUGUGGCAAGUACUACAGGGUGUGCACACUGGCCAUCAUUGAUCCUGGCGAUUCUGACAUCAUCAGGAGCAUGCCAGAUCAGCAGCAGCAGGCUCAGUAAAACUGUUCCCCCACCCACAUUGUGAUAAAUAAAAAAAGAAUAAUGCA